Molecule: messenger RNA, 222 nt
Organism: Lathyrus sativus (Indian pea)
Lineage: Eukaryota; Viridiplantae; Streptophyta; Magnoliopsida; Fabales; Fabaceae
Source: the annotation of a GenBank genome assembly
AUGCUCAUAAUAUUUUUUCUUCAAUCUGUUGCAGUGAGAAGAGAAAUCAAAAUUUUAAGAUUGUUCAUGCAUCAUCACAUUAUACGUCUUUAUGAGGUUGUGGAAACCCCAACAGACAUUUAUGUGGUGAUGGAAUAUGUGAAAUCUGGAGAGCUCUUCGAUUACAUCGUAGAAAAGGGUAGGUUGCAAGAAGAUGAAGCCCGCAGUUUCUUCCAGCAAUAA